AGUGUACGCGUGGCUGCCUGCUCUUGGCCUAGAUUGCCGGCUGCACACCAAGCUGCAACAAGGAGGCCCGAGGAGGCUGCAGUUAUGCCUGGGGAGGGGUCUGGCUACCCGGAAUGGCAGCAGCAUCGCGGGAGUCGGGGAAGGGUUGUCCGAUGGUCCCUGAGGCUGUUAACAAGAUUUCGAGAGCUGUGAUUAAUGAGCAUUUAAAAGCCAUGGAUGAAGAUGAAUUUGAACUGCAGCCACAAGAACCAAAUUCAUUUUUUGAUGGAAUAGGUGCUGAUGGGACACAUAUGGAUGGUGACCGAAUUGUAGUAGAAGUUCAAGAAGCUGUUUUUGUUUCUAAUUCAAACAUAACUGUGCAUAACUUUAUUCCUGAUGACCCAGACUCAGUUGUAAUUCAGGAUGUUAUGGAAGAUGUUGUUAUAGAGGAUGUGCAGUGCCCAGAUACCUUGGAGGAAACAGAUGUAUCUGAAAAUGUCAUCAUUCCUGAGCAAGUGUUUGAUUCUGAUGAUGUAACUGAAGAGAUUUCUUUAGCACAUUGCACAGUUCCAGAUGAUGUUUUAGGUUCUGGCAUUACUUCAACCUCAAUGUCUGUUCCAGAACAUGUUUUGACAAGUGAAUCUAUACCAAUUGGACAUACUGAAUAUGUGGCCCAUGCUAGUGUUGUAGAAACAGAAGUUGUAACUGAUCCUUUAAGGAAUGAUACAGUUUCAGAAGAAGUAUUGGUAACAGAUUGUGCCUCUGAACCAAUCGUUGAUGCCAGUAGGAUUUCUGUUCACCAGCAAGAUGACAAAAACAGCUGUGAGGACUAUCUUAUGAUUUCCUUGGAUAAUGUUGGGAAAAUAGAACGUGAUAGAUCCACUGGUGUGGCUCUGGAUACAGAGUCAGAAUUUGAUUCUUGUAAAGUGGAUGGCACUUGCCCUGAAGUUAUCAAGGUGUACAUUUUUAAAGCUGAAUGUGGAGAGGAUGACUUAGGUGGAACUGUAGACAUUGUGGAGAGUGAGCCUGAGAAUGGUCAUGGAAUUGAAGUACUUGACCAGAACAGCAGUAUUCGUAUACCUAGGGAAAAGAUGGUUUAUAUGACAAUGAGUGACUCUCAUCAGGAAGAUGAAGAUUUAAAAGUUGCUGACAUCACUGAUGAGGUUUAUAUGGAAGUGAUUGUAGGUGAGGAGGAUGCUACUGUUGCAGCAGCAGCUGCUGCUGUGCAUGAACAGCAAAUGGAUGAGAGUGAAAUGAAAGCUUUCAUGCCAAUUGCAUGGGCAGCAGCUCAUGGUAAUAAUUCUGAUGGAAUUGAAAACCGGAAUAGCCCUGCAAGUGCCCUCUUGCACAGAGAUGAAUCUGCUGGCCUUAGCAGGCUGGCUAAGCAAAAACCAAAGAAAACGAGGCGACCUGAUUCCAGACAGUACCAAACAGCAAUAAUUAUUGGUCCUGAUGGGCAUCCUUUGACUGUAUAUCCUUGUAUGAUCUGUGGGAAAAAGUUUAAAUCAAGAGGUUUUUUGAAAAGACACAUGAAAAACCAUCCUGAACACCUUAUGAAGAAGAAAUACUGUUGUACUGACUGUGAUUACACUUCCAACAAAAAGAUAAGCUUACAUAAUCAUCUAGAGAGCCAUAAGCUGACAAGCAGGGUAGAGAAGGCCAUUGAAUGUGAUGAGUGUGGGAAGCAUUUCUCUCAUUCUGGAGCUUUGUUCACUCACAAAAUGGUGCACAAGGAAAAAGGAGCCAACAAAAUGCACAAAUGCAAAUUUUGUGACUAUGAGACAGCAGAACAAGGGUUAUUGAAUCGUCACCUUUUUGCAGUCCACAGCAAGAACUUUCCUCAUAUUUGUGUAGAAUGUGGUAAAGGUUUUCGUCAUCCAUCAGAGCUUAAAAAGCAUAUGCGAAUUCAUACUGGCGAGAAGCCACACCAAUGUCAAUAUUGUGAAUAUAGAUCUGCAGACUCUUCUAACUUGAAAACACAUGUAAAAACUAAGCAUAGUAGAGAGGUAUCAUUCAAAUGUGACAUUUGUCUUCUGACUUUCUCAGAUGCCAAAGAGGUACAGCAACAUACUCUUACCCACCAAGAAAGCAAAACACACCAGUGUUUGCAUUGUGACCACAAGAGUUCGAACUCAAGUGAUUUGAAGCGACAUAUAAUUUCAGUUCACACAAAAGACUAUCCACAUAAGUGUGACAUGUGUUACAAAGGCUUUCACAGGCCUUCUGAACUCAAGAAACAUAUGGCUUCCCAUAAGGGUAAAAAAAUGCACCAGUGUAGACACUGUGACUUUAAGAUUGCAGAUCCAUUUGUACUAAGUCGCCAUAUUCUCUCAAUUCACACAAAAGAUCUUUCAUUUAGGUGCAAGAGAUGCAGAAAGGGAUUUAGACAACAGAACGAGUUUAAAAAGCAUAUGAAGACACACAGUGGCCGGAAAGUGUAUCACUGUGAGUACUGUGAAUAUAGCACCACAGAUGCCUCAGGCUUUAAACGACAUGUUAUUUCCAUUCAUACAAAAGACUAUCCUCACCGGUGUGACUACUGCAAGAAAGGAUUCCGAAGACCUUCAGAAAAGAACCAGCACAUAAUGCGGCAUCAUAAAGAAGCUGGCCUGCACUAACAAUAGUUAUACAGACGUUUGUUAAAAUAUCACCUUGAAUUGAGAAAUUCAGUUUAAAGGCUUUUAUUCUUGUCAUAUACAAUACUGCCUUAUUGAUUAAUCUGAUGUACACAAACGAUUCUUUUAGUUGUCUACAAUUUUUUCAACAGGGUGUUCUGAAUUCUGUUGUUUUUUAAUAAGUGAGGAAAAGCAACAAUCAAAAUGCUUUUAGUAAAGUAAUUAUUAAUUCUCUACUAAAAUUUUAGUCUUAGAAGCUUUACUAUUUAUUCACCUGUAAAGUACACUUCUAAGAAAAUAAUUUAAGAGUGGUAACUCUAAAAAUAGUCAUUUUUUUACCCCCUUUGGACACAAUUUUCACAUUUAAUAGACAUUUGAUACAAACAGGAGAUUUAUUUUUAGUGUCAUGUCUGAAUUAUUAUUUCCUUGUUUUGGUUAGUUUUUUCAGUUUGCCUGGCAAACUGUUGAGUGUUUAGCACUGCUGAUUAUAGA
Molecule: messenger RNA, 3086 nt
Organism: Fukomys damarensis (Damara mole-rat)
Lineage: Eukaryota; Metazoa; Chordata; Mammalia; Rodentia; Bathyergidae
Product: zinc finger Y-chromosomal protein
Exons: 8
Coding region: 114-2597 (827 amino acids)
Biological process (GO): regulation of DNA-templated transcription
Cellular component (GO): nucleus
Molecular function (GO): RNA polymerase II cis-regulatory region sequence-specific DNA binding; metal ion binding; DNA-binding transcription factor activity, RNA polymerase II-specific
Source: RefSeq, a predicted model, not a curated record